AUGGCCGACCAGCUCUCGUCCCAACCCCCGGACACGCCCACUUACGUGCUGAGCUACCCGGCUCGGCACGUCCUCAUGGUCGCCAUCGACCGGGAGGCCAGCAUGAACGCCAUCACCAUGGCCGGCCAUUGGGAGGGCGAGAGGCUGUGGCGCUGGUUCGACGACGAGCCCUCGCUCCGCGUCGCCGUCGUCACCGGCCGCGGCAGACGCGCCUUCUGCUGCGGUCAGGAUCUCAAGGAGCAGGCCGAACGGCGGGCGUCGGCCGACGAGCCGUCGAUGCCCACGAUGCCCACAUUCCCGCCCGGUGCCUUCAUGGGCCUCAGCCGGCGUCUGGGCAAGAAACCCGUCAUCGCGGCCGUCAACGGAUUCGCCCUCGGCGGCGGCUUCGAGCUGGCCCUCAACUGCGACAUGGUCGUCGCCUCGCCCACGGCCACCUUCGCCUUGCCCGAGGCCAAGAGAGGUCUAUGGCCCGCCGCCGGUGGCCUCCCCCGCAUCGCGAGGACUUUUGGCAUGCAGACGGCCUCGGAAAUCGUCCUCGCCGGCCGCGUUCUCUCCGCCCGGGAGGCCAUGGAUCUUGGCUUCGCCCGAGUUUCGGCCACGGCCGAUUCGUUGCUCGACGAGGCCGUCGCCCUGGCCAAGGAUGUCGCCGACAUGUCGCCCGAUGCCGUCAUCGUGAGCCGCGCUGGCCUCCGGGAAGCGUGGGAGACGGCGAGCGUUGAACAGUCGGUGCAGCUCGUCCAGGACCGCUACGCCAAGCGUCUUUUGAGUGGCGAGAACCUGCGCAUCGGACUCGUGGCUUUUCUCACCAAGGAGAAGCCCGAAUGGGUCCCGUCAAAGCUGUAG
Molecule: messenger RNA, 843 nt
Organism: Drechmeria coniospora
Lineage: Eukaryota; Fungi; Ascomycota; Sordariomycetes; Hypocreales; Ophiocordycipitaceae
Exons: 2
Coding region: 1-843 (280 amino acids)
Biological process (GO): fatty acid beta-oxidation
Cellular component (GO): mitochondrion
Molecular function (GO): enoyl-CoA hydratase activity
Source: RefSeq, a predicted model, not a curated record